CUGACUGUGGCCCUUCCCGGAGGGCGGAUGUGUGCCCGGGAAGGCGAAAGCCGCAGCGGGCCGAGAGGACCCCAGCUCGGCGCCGCAGGCCAACGGCCACAGCCAUGCGACACUGGGGGCGAGGCCUCGGCUGGCCUCCCGGGACCAAGGAACUCUGGAGUCCUAGGACCAUGGAUGCUCUCAAUAGGAGCCAGGUAGGCCCUGGAUGCAAGACCCAGGUUGUGGUGCAGAAAGGACCCUUGGACCUGAUCGAGACAGGCAAAGGGCUGAAAGUGCAAACGGACAAACCGCAUCUGGUGAGCUUGGGCAGCGGGCGGCUCAGCACAGCCAUCACCCUUCUGCCACUGGAGGAAGGGAGAACAGUGAUUGGCUCCGCAGCCAGAGACAUCUCACUUCAGGGUCCAGGCUUGGCUCCAGAGCACUGCUACAUCGAGAACCUGCGGGGUACCCUUACCCUCUAUCCUUGUGGCAAUGCCUGCACUAUUGAUGGGCUCCCCAUCCGGCAGCCUACCCGGCUCACUCAGGGCUGCAUGUUGUGCCUGGGUCAGUCCACCUUCCUCCGCUUUAACCACCCUGCUGAAGCCAAGUGGAUGAAGAGCAUGAUUCCAGCAGGGGGCCGGGCUCCUGGGCCCCCCUACAACCCUGGCUCUGCUGAAUCAGAAAGUCUGGUGAAUGGGAACCACACCCCACAGCCUGCGACCCGGGGACCCCCAGCUUGUGCCAGCCACAGUUCUUUAGUGAGCUCCAUUGAGAAGGACCUACAGGAAAUCAUGGACUCACUGGUGCUAGAGGAACCUGGAGCUGCUGGCAAGAAGCCUGCUGCAACCUCCCCAUUGUCGCCAAUGGCUAAUGGUGGCCGCUACCUGCUGUCCCCUCCAACCAGUCCUGGGGCCAUGUCUGUGGGCUCCAGCUAUGAGAACACCUCUCCAGCCUUCUCUCCACUCUCUUCACCAGCUAGCAGUGGGAGCUGUGCCAGCCAUUCACCCAGUGGGCAGGAGCCAGGACUGUCUUCUGUACCCCCGCUGGUGCCUGCUCGCUCAUCCAGCUACCAUUUGGCCCUGCAGCCCCCACAGUCCCGCCCAAGUGGUGCCCGCUCCUCUGAGAGUCCCCGGCUGGGUAGAAAAGGAGGUCAUGAGAGGCCUCCCAGCCCUGGCCUCCGGGGGCUAUUGACUGAUAGCCCUUCAGCCACGGUCUUGGCAGAAGCCCGCAAAGCCACUGAGAGCCCCCGACUGGGAGGGCAGCUGCCUGUGGUAGCUAUCAGCCUGAGUGAAUACCCAGCUGCCGGUGCCCGCAGCCAACCCACCAGCAUUCCUGGCAGCCCCAAGUUCCAGUCUCCAGUUCCUGCUCCUCGCAACAAGAUCAGCACACUCCAGGACCGCCCUCCAAGCCCUUUCCGUGACCCUCCCGGCACGGAGAGGGUAUUGACAACGAGUCCCUCUCGCCAACUGGUGGGCCGAACAUUUUCAGAUGGGUCAGCCACCCGCACCCUGCAGCCUCCUGAGAGUCCCCGCCUGGGUCGGCGGGGCCUGGACAGUAUGCGAGAACUCCCUCCCUUGAGCCCGUCUCUGUCCCGACGAGCUCUCUCCCCACUGCCUGCUCGGACCACCCCAGAUCCCAAGCUCACCAGGGAGGUAGCAGACAGUCCACGGCCCCGGCGGUGGGCAGCCCAUGGAGCUUCACCGGAGGACUUCUCCCUGACUUUGGGGACACGAGGCCGCAGAACACGGAGUCCCUCACCUACCCUGGGGGAGUCCUUGGCACCUCGCAAGGGCAGCUUCAGUGGCAGGCUGAGCCCAGCCUAUAGUCUGGGUUCUCUUACUGGGGCUUCACCACGCCAGAGCCCUCAUGCCCAGAGGAAGCUCUCCAGUGGGGACUUGCGGGUACCUGUCAUUAGGGAAAGGAAAAAUAGCAUCACAGAGAUCAGUGACAAUGAAGAUGACCUCCUGGAGUACCACCGGCGGCAGCGCCAAGAGCGGCUCCGGGAGCAGGAGAUGGAGAGGCUGGUGUGUCCUUGUGACCACGUGGAAGCCCCAUCCUGGGACAGAAUGAGAAGGGAGAGGAAACAGGAAGAUAGGAGGGGCCGGCCACAUGGACAGGAGCGCCAGCGCUUGGAGACCAUCCUGAACCUGUGUGCUGAGUACAGCCGGGCUGAUGGGGGACCAGAGGCCGGGGAGCUGCCCAGCAUUGGGGAGGCCACUGCAGCUUUGGCACUGGCAGGUCGGAGGCCCUCACGAGGCUUUGCCGGGGCCACUGUGGCCUCUGGACGGAGUAGCGAGGAGCCUGGAAGUGCUGCCCAACGCCUGUGGGAGAGCGUGGAGCGCUCAGAUGAAGAAAAUCUCAAGGAGGAGUGCAGUAGCACAGAGAGCACCCAGCAGGAGCAUGAAGAUGCACCUAGCACCAAGCUCCAAGGAGAGCUGCUAGCCCUAGAAGAGGAGCGGGCUCAGGUGUUGGGGCGUGUGGAGCAGCUCAAGGUCCACGUGAAGGAGCUAGAGCAGCAGCUACAAGAAGCGGCCAGAGAGGCCGAAAUGGAGAGGGCGCUGCUGCAGGGGGAGAGGGAAGCAGAGCGGGCACUGCUGCAGAAGGAGCAAAAGGCAGUGGACCAACUACAGGAGAAGCUGGUGGCCUUGGAGACUGGCAUCCAGAAGGAGAGAGACAAGGAGAGGGCGGAGCUGGCCGCGGGACGGAGGCACCUGGAGGCCCGCCAGGCGCUCUACGCCGAGCUCCAGACGCAGCUCGAUAACUGCCCCGAGUCAGUGCGGGAACAGUUACAGGAGCAGCUGAGAAGGGAGGCAGAGGCCCUGGAGACGGAGACAAAGCUCUUUGAAGACUUGGAGUUCCAGCAGCUGGAGCGCGAGAGCCGCGUGGAGGAGGAGCGCGAGUUGGCGGGCCAGGGGCUGCUGCGGAGCAAGGCCGAGCUGCUGCGAAGUGUCGCCCAGAGGAAGGAGCGCCUGGCCAUCCUGGACAGUCAAGCUGGGCAGAUCCGGGCCCAGGCUGUGCAGGAGUCGGAGCGCCUGGCCCGGGACAAGAAUGCAUCCCUGCAGCUGCUGCAGAAGGAAAAGGAGAAACUGACUGUGCUGGAAAGAAGGUACCACUCACUCACGGGGGGCAGGCCUUUCCCGAAGACCACCUCGACCCUCAAAGAGGCUCAGCUGCUCAUCUCCGAAUCCUCAGAGAUGGGGCUGGGGACCAAGGCUCUGGGCCCAUUCCCGGGGUCUUCUCAGGCUGGGGUCUCCUCUGUCUCCUUCACCCCGUCUGCUUCCACUCCACUCUGCCCCAAAGCACAAGAGAUGGAGAAGCUGCUGCUCCCUGCUGUAGACUUAGAGCAGUGGUACCAGGAGCUGAUGGCCGGGUUGGGGACUGGUCCCACUGCAGCCUCCCCUCGCUCCUCCCCCCCGCCUCUGCCCGCCAAAGCUUCCCGUCAACUGCAGGUUUACCGUUCCAAGAUGGAUGGUGAGGCCACCAGUCCCCUGCCCCGGACUCGCAGUGGCCCCCUCCCCUCCUCUUCUGGCUCUUCCUCCUCGUCCUCACAGCUCAGUGUGGCUACUCUGGGCCGUAGCCCUUCUCCAAAGAGUGCUCUGCUCACCCAGAAUGGCACUGGCAGCCUUCCCCGCAACCUGGCAGCCACAUUGCAGGACAUUGAGACCAAGCGCCAACUGGCUCUGCAGCAGAAGGUCGAGUUGCUUCCUGCCGAGCCCCUCCCAACUGACGACCCAGCAGGGCAGCAGGUGAUCGAGGAGCAGCGGCGGCGGCUGGCUGAGCUGAAGCAGAAAGCGGCGGCGGAGGCGCAGUGCCAGUGGGAUGCCCUGCAUGGGGCAGUGCCCUUCCAGGCAGGCCCCUCGGGCUACCCCCCACUCAUGCACCACUCCAUCCUGCACCACCUGCCAGCCGGGCGGGAGCGUGGGGACGAGGGUGAGCACGCUUAUGACACACUGAGCCUGGAGAGCUCGGACAGCAUGGAGACCAGCAUCUCCACUGGGGGCAAUUCGGCCUGUUCUCCUGACAACAUGUCCAGUGCCAGUGGUCUGGACGUGGGCAAGAUUGAGGAGAUGGAGAAGAUGCUAAAAGAAGCUCAUGCAGAGAAGAGCCGGCUCAUGGAGUCUAGGGAGAGGGAGAUGGAGCUGCGCAGGCAGGCCCUGGAGGAGGAGCGGCGGAGGCGGGAACAGGUGGAACGGAGGCUGCAGAGUGAGAGCGCUCGGAGGCAGCAGCUGGUGGAGAAGGAGGUCAAGAUGCGGGAGAAACAGUUUUCUCAGGCACGGCCCCUGACCCGCUACCUGCCUAUCCGGAAGGAGGACUUUGACCUGAAGACCCACAUCGAGUCAUCAGGCCAUGGUGUGGAUACCUGCUUGCAUGUGGUGCUCAGCAGUAAGGUCUGCCGUGGCUACUUGGUCAAGAUGGGUGGAAAGAUUAAAUCCUGGAAGAAGCGCUGGUUUGUCUUUGACCGGCUCAAGCGCACCCUUUCCUACUAUGUGGACAAGCAUGAGACGAAGCUGAAGGGGGUCAUCUACUUCCAGGCCAUCGAGGAAGUGUACUAUGACCACCUGCGCAGUGCAGCCAAGAAGAGGUUUUUCCACUUCACUAUGGUGACUGAGAGCCCGAACCCAGCCCUCACCUUCUGCGUGAAGACCCAUGACCGACUGUACUACAUGGUGGCCCCGUCUGCGGAGGCCAUGCGCAUCUGGAUGGAUGUCAUCGUCACAGGGGCUGAGGGCUACACUCAGUUUAUGAACUGACUGCCGUGGCCUCCGGGACCCUCAGGCUGGCCCCAGGACCCACGCCAGCCUCUUGCUGCUCUGCUGGCCCCUGUGGGCAGCUGCACAGCGGGCGCCAGCCCUCACAGGAGCAGGAUGUAAUGGAGCGGCCAGGGCCUUUGUGCAAGAAGACUUUGUGGUACUCUGUAGGGAUUCAGUCCUAUGAGUUUCUGGGCUCAGAAGAGGAAGGUGGGAGGGGACUUGCUGCCUCCUGGGAGCCCAGAACUCGCAGUUCCUGUUCAGAAUGCUGCCCGGUGCCCGGCCCACACCGUGGAGGAACUGCCACAGAGGCUCAAUCUGACCUGCUCUCCCCAGUCUGUGUUCUCUUUGUAAAGGACUAAUUAUGGUACCAGAUUCUGCCAAAGAUCCUCUUGCCUCCGCCCUGCAGGGCCUUGGGGCCGAGCAGAGCCACCCCGUGGGGCACCAGCGCAGGCAGCGCACUGCUCCAGCGCCCUCUGCCUCACUGUCUCCCUCGUUUCUGUUUUUAAUUUGCUUGAGGGACAGACACUUCAAGUGUCACCCUUGAGGUUCCAGCCCCAUUCCCUGGUUGGAGAACCAUCACCAUGAUCUCCAUGGUGAUUGCUUCAUUGUCAUGGUUACAUACUAACUGCAGUGGCUCCAUGGCUGAGCCCACUGCUCAGUGAUGGGCCAUCUGAGGGUACACGCCAUCAUCUCUCCAGCCCAGGCGCGGGGUAAUCUCAUGCAGGGGGAAAGGACUGAGCACCUCUCCGCCCCCUGCCUGUGUCUAGUCCCCAGACAUGCAGCCUGCGGCACCCCACGCCAGCCCUCUCCCUUCACUCGUGCCUUGCCUAGAGCCGGAAGGGAUGAUGCAGGAGAUCUGUGACCAGAGGGACAGCCAGCACCUGGGAGAGGAAGCCAAAGGGUGUCCUCUGGGUCCUACAGGGUUGAGUUCCGGACAGGAAGGGGGGUGGCUCAGAGUUCUCAGAGGGAAGGACUGGGCAGGAGGGAGCCACAGAGGGACUGGCCUGAGCUCCACUGCCCACGCUUCAGCCUCCUAAGGAUGAUGGAAAAGGGGAGUGGAGGACCAGCCUCCAGCUGUCUGGCCUCAGCCCUUUGCCGCCUUAACACUAAGCCCACCUCCCCUGCCCUCCUCCCCAGCCCCGGGUCCCUGUGGCCUGGGCCAGGCUGGGUGUUUUUCAGUAUUGGUAAGCAUUUACAAAUAAGCAGAACAAUAAAGCAUUUGGACUAUGUAA
This is a messenger RNA of Marmota monax (woodchuck), 5962 nucleotides long. It is a transcript of the gene Phldb1, whose product is annotated as pleckstrin homology like domain family B member 1. Gene Ontology annotation, molecular function: protein binding. The record is from RefSeq and is a predicted model, not a curated record. Bases 105 to 4730 code for a protein of 1541 amino acids. The transcript is spliced from 27 exons. Gene Ontology annotation, biological process: regulation of microtubule cytoskeleton organization. NCBI's taxonomy places the organism in Eukaryota, Metazoa, Chordata, Mammalia, Rodentia, Sciuridae. Gene Ontology annotation, cellular component: basal cortex.